Aspergillus pseudotamarii is the source of this 1393-nucleotide messenger RNA. Its product is annotated as hydroxyacyl-thioester dehydratase HTD2. The record is from RefSeq and is a predicted model, not a curated record. The transcript has 2 exons. Gene Ontology annotation, cellular component: mitochondrion. Bases 202 to 1299 code for a protein of 365 amino acids. Lineage: Eukaryota; Fungi; Ascomycota; Eurotiomycetes; Eurotiales; Aspergillaceae. Gene Ontology annotation, molecular function: (3R)-hydroxyacyl-[acyl-carrier-protein] dehydratase activity.
CCCAAGAUAGUUAGUACCUCGGAAACAUCUCUGUCCAGGAUUCCGAGACCGAGACCCAUUGCCCGCGUUUCGGAAACCCCUCAACCCCAACUCUCGAGAUGCUUCUUCCCCCUGUAACCCAACUUGCAACCACCUUUUGUAAACAGCAAGAAAACGAGUGAUUGAGUGAAGUCAAGUCUAUAGCAACCGUAUAAACUCAGGAUGGUACUCUCUUCAGCUGUACAGGGGGCCAGGCAUUCCAGCCAGGCCCUGUUUCGAGGGUACUCUUCGUUCCGUCGCUUCUCAGUACAUCAUUGUCGACGUUCAGUGGCCGUUCCCUCCGCCACAUCCAUUGCAGAAUCAUUUCUGUCACGCUUCCAGUCCCUGGGGCCGCAAACUCGCUCACAAUUUCUUGACGCCAAUCAGCUACAGCUCUUGUCACUCACAUUGAACCGUCCAUCUUUAUACCCUGACACCCCAUCGCUGAGCAAUGCUUCAACGUCAAUACCUCCCGGCACCCCCCUCCCGCCAGGCUAUCACCUAGUUUACUUCACUCCCGCAUUUCUGGAAUAUGAACUAGGUGUAGACGGUACCGACGGCUCCUACAACCCGGAGACUCCCUUCAGCCGGCGCAUGUGGGCAGGGGGCGAGGUGCGCUGGCCGCGUGCCGCAGAUGGGAGCCCUAACCCAUUGCGCGUGGGACAAGAAGUCCAGGAAACUACGAAAGUGCUUAGUGCCGAACCCAAAGUGGUACGGAAGACCGGAGAGGAAAUGAUCGUAGUGGGCGUAGAGAAGGAGUUUCGCAACAAGCAUGGCGUGGCGAUUAUUGACCGUCGGAACUGGGUCUUCCGUAAAGCACUAGCUGUACCAGCUGUAUCAUCAACAACAAGUGACCCGGCACCAUUGCCUUCAGCACCAGCCUCCUCGUCAACUGUCUCAACGGCUAAGACUCACACCCGAACCUUGAGACAGACAGCCGUCACUCUUUUCCGGUUUUCGGCGUUGACUUUCAACCCUCACAAGAUCCACUAUUCGACCCCAUGGGCCCAGCAGAUGGAGGGGCAUAGGGACAUCGUCGUCCACGGCCCGCUUAAUUUGAUCUCGAUCUUGGAUCUCUGGAGGGAUACACGGCCAAACAAGGGCGAUCCUGCAGCGAUGCUCCCAGGGAGCAUUACGUACAGGGCGACGAGUCCAUUAUACGCAGAGGACAAGUACCAGAUUGUGCUCGGUGAGGAGGAGGGAUCUGGUGUAGGAGCAGUGCAAAUUCUUGCUCCUAGCGGACAAGUUGCGAUGAAGGCCGAGGUCAGGUCAGCUGAAUGAAUUCUUGCGGUCUUGUCUUUUCUGUGAUGGUUGUGGAUAGCUCUUGUCUAAACAUCGUGCAGGUGGAGGAGCAGUGCCAAACUCCUUCAAAUUC